This is a messenger RNA of Colletotrichum destructivum, 1627 nucleotides long. RefSeq lists its product as uncharacterized. The record is from RefSeq and is a predicted model, not a curated record. Lineage: Eukaryota; Fungi; Ascomycota; Sordariomycetes; Glomerellales; Glomerellaceae. The coding region runs from base 454 to 1164 and encodes 236 amino acids. The transcript has 2 exons.
GUCCAGUCUAGUGACGAUAGCUUUCCAGAACUCUGGUUCCAGUCCUAUGUCAGGGCACUGCCUUUCUCUGACAGGAGGACCCUUAAAAGAUCAAGCCUUACCCGUUCCCGUUCCGUCAUGCAGUCGUCUCACCAAUCCUCGUCCGUUCUCAGACCCUCAGUCUCCUGCCCUGAUCACCUGCAUAUCACACUGUUCCGUGUGGUCUGCUGCUGCCUUUGCUCCAGAUACCCAUAUCAAGGCGCUGAUUCCUCUUCGUCCUCUGCCUACCGCCUGCCGUCUUUCCUAUUGCCGUCAGACUUAGGUUGAGCACUCAUUUCCGAAAGCUCUUGAUCCGCAUCCAAGGGCCCUUUAGCCAACGUGUAUUAGACCGCAACUCGCAGUCUUGUCACCCCCGAGACCACGCUGGGCAUCCCGUUGAGCAAGCCCCCUCCGCAUCGUCGCGGCAACGAUCGCAUGGCCACCCGCCGGUGGUACCUCGAGACCUCUCCGGACGGCCGAUACCAGUUCGUCUCGCUGAAGCGCUCCCGCUCUCAUCACUACGACCGUCGCCACCACCACCACCAUGACCCUCAGCCGCCGUCUCCGUCGCCGCCGCCACCUCACCGCUGCUGCCGUGAUGACUGCGCACACGUUACCCGAGAGGAGUGGAAUGACCUUGUCGAGCGCGAGCGCAAGCUCCGCGAGGUCAACGACGGUCUCGCCCGCGAGAACUACUCGCUCAAGUGCAACCUCCAAGCCUCCAACAACGAGGGUCAGCGCCUCAGCGGCCUCGUCACGGCACUGCAGGCCGAGAACCAGCUCCUGCGCGAAGAGAUUGCAUCAUUGCGCUGCUCCAUCGACAGCUCGAGCGACAACGCGGCCAAGUACCUUCGCGAAAACGAGCGGCUGAAACACAAGCUGUCCAAGGUCGAGAAGGAACGGGACGGGCUGUUGGCGCGCGUGAGGGAGCUCUCGCGCCACGCGCAGCACGGCCUGUUGGAGCGCAUCGAGGAGCUGAAGCGGCUGGCGCUCGCGUGGGAGCGGAAGUUUGACGCUGUGGACGAUCACAACAAGAGGCUACGGCGGGACCUCGAGGCGCAGAGGUGCUUCAUUGCGGACCAGGAGGUGAAGAUCCGGCUGUACGAGCGGGUUCUCCGUCGUCACGGCUUCAUCCGAUGCGACUGAUGGGGCGAGGUAAGGGAGGAUAUACGUUUCGUUGUUUAUAUUACAGACCUGGGCGCAUUGGCUGAAGACACCGUUGAGGGGCUACUGCUGUCUUUGACAGGAAGGAUGUCUGGCUGGGCAUUUGUUUGACCAAGUUCCUUGGGUAUUGGUUGGAAAUUUGCAGGCUUCGUUUUCAUUCGCUUUCGAAUUUGCAGAUAGACUUUGGCUUACUGGGCUUCAUCGGAGGCUUAUCGGCAAGGGCGCGCAGGUCCUCUGAUGAGUCGUCGGAUGAGGCAUCAACGUCUGCCCUUCGCCUGCGACGGCCUUUCUUUCUUUUGUACAUUACCGCCAUUGCUUCGGCUCCUUCUGCGUAACACGAACUCUAUACGAUGGUGCAUGUGUCUUUGAUGGCAGGGCUCGAAGACGAAGGAUGUUUACGCCGCUCGUCCUUUCCUGUAGAACAAUUCUAGAUAUAUCGCCGACU